Molecule: messenger RNA, 1293 nt
Organism: Knipowitschia caucasica
Lineage: Eukaryota; Metazoa; Chordata; Actinopteri; Gobiiformes; Gobiidae
Source: the annotation of a GenBank genome assembly
AUGUCCACGGGCUCCCAGGGGCCGCAGCUGGAGGUGCUGGAGCAGUAUGGACGGAGCGGAUCUGUGGAGUGGUGUUACCGUGUGGAGGGGGAAGGAGUCCAGAGACAGAGACUGGACCAAGACCUGAGACCGGGACCCAGACCAGAGACCGGACUGCUGAGGCUGUUUAAGAGUGUGUUCCUGCCGCAGGGUUUUCCACACAGCGUCAGUGAAGACUAUGUCCAGUACCAGGUCUGGGACACAGCACAGGCCUUCUGCAGCUCUCUGUCUGGGACUCUGGCAACUCAGGCCUCCCUCAGAGGGGUGGGAGUGGGGGACCAGAAGGCCACCGUCGCUGCUGCUACCACCACCUGGCUACUCCGAGACGGCACAGGGAUGUUGGGUAGGAUCCUUUUCGCUUGGAAGAAAGGGACCAAAUUGGACUCGGAGGCCAAAAAGUGGAGGCUGUUUGCAGACUUCCUGAAUGAUGUGGCCUUGUUUAUGGAGAUCCUGGCACCGUUCUUUCCCACCUUCUUCCUGUGGAUCGUGUGCACAGCCGGAGUCUUCAAAUCUAUUGUGGGUGUUGCCGGAGGAGCCACUCGCGCCGCACUCACGGUGCAUCAGGCGCGAAGAGACAACAUGGCCGACAUAUCCGCUAAAGACGGCAGCCAGGAGACCCUGGUGAACCUAGCUGGGCUCCUGGUCAGUCUGCUCCUGAUUCCUCUGGUCACUGAUAAUCCUCCGCUGACGCUGCUGCUCUUCUCACUCUUCACCGUCCUCCAUCUUGUGGCUAACUUCAAAGCCGUGCGCUCGGUCGUCAUGGAAACGUUCAAUGAGGAGCGGCUGCAAGUCGUCUGGACAAACUUUGUACAAACGGGAAAAAUCCUGACGCCGCGAGAAGCAAACGCUGUAGAGCCGCUGCUCAACUGGUGCAGUGGAACGGUUCCUGUUCGUCUCGGGGUGAAGCUCCAGGAGCUGAGGCUCAGUGCAGAACACUUCCAGAGACUGACUCAGGCGGUGCAACAGAGACGUUUCCUCAUCGCUGUGAGAGACGGUUGUGUGUUUGUGGUGCUACUGAUCGGAGCCUCAGUCACAGAUGAGCUCCAGUCCAUGUGUCAGUGUCUGAGUCUGAGGAAUCUGAUGACACAAAGACACACAUAUGAUCAGUGGCAGCUGUUGGAGCAGAGUCGACAGCAGUUGGACAAACACUUCCCUUCAUUCCUGAAAUCGCUGGAGAACACGCAGUGGGAAACGCACAGAAACCUGCUGGACGCAGACGAGUGGAGGCUGGACUUCAAAUCUAAACACAACUGA